AGCACGCCCGCUCAUUACGCUCUCGUUUGUGUCCAGCCAUAUUGGUAAGUUAGCGACAAGAUUUGCAAAACCCGGCAGAUUUUAGUCGGAUUGCGGCUCUAAUCACGAUGACGACAGAAGAUAAAGUAGAGAAAGCAAAGCUCGCUGAGCAAAUGGAGAGGUACGACGACAUGGCAAAGUUAAUGAAGGAGGCAACAGAGAGCAAAAAAGGUGACAAAGUAGAUCUUACAAGUGAAGAAAGAAAUCUACUUUCUGUAGCUUACAAGAAUGUGGUCGGAGCGAGACGCGCUUCUUGGAGGGUUGUGUCAGCUUUGGAGCAGAAACAUGAAGGAACUGAAGACAAAAAGCUGGCUAUUGAAGAGUAUAGGAAGAAAAUCGAGAAGGAAUUAAUAGAUAUCUGCGAUGUUGUCCUGGAUCUUCUGGAACAGUUUCUGAUAAAAAAAUCAGAUGAUCCUGACACAGACCAAAGUAAUGGAGCAGAAGGCCAGAUUUUCUAUCUGAAGAUGAAAGGAGAUUACUUAAGGUACAAAGCAGAAGUGGCAUCGAGCCCAAGCAAGGAUGAAAUAAUUGAACAGUCUGAAUUAUCAUACAAGAAAGCACUGGACUUAAGUAAUAAAGAGCUAGCUCCAACUCAUCCUAUCAGGCUUGGAUUGGCACUUAAUUUCUCUGUCUUCUAUUAUGAAAUAAAGAACGCGCCAGACCAAGCAUGUAAAUUGGCAAAAAAGGCAUUUGAUGAUUCAAUUUCUGAGCUUGAUACACUAAAAGAGGAUUCCUACAAAGACAGCACUCUUAUAAUGCAACUAUUGCGUGACAACUUAACCCUGUGGACUUCAACCUCAGGGGAUGAUGAAGAUGAAGAUGAAAAGCAGUGAAGCUGUUGCAUCAGUGCACAGCCAGUUUCCUCACUUUGAAACUGUGUCCCUUUCAUAUUAAUCUGAAUGUCCAUUUGUGUGUUACAGGUGCUGCUUAUCCUUAUUUUUUGUGCCUAAAACAAAUCCAAAUCAUUGAUGAGAAUUGAAAAAUGUUUCCCCAUGAUCACACCUAUCUGCAGUGUCAUUCUACUGUAGAUAAGCCGCAAGUUUUGUACCAGAACUGGGCAUGAAAUGGUAGCUUCCUUAUAAACGAGAUCCUGUACUUUUUUUAGGGUAAAUGUUUGCAAUUCCAUAGAUGGCUUGUGAUGCGUUAAUAAAUCAUCUUCUGAAGGGUUUGUUAUUGGGUGCACAGAGUCAAUGAAAUGGGGAUAAUUUUGUUUGAUUUGUUAUGUUGUGAUGGUGACAGUAUCCAGCGAAAAAGUUCUGAAGCAAAGUGUAAUUUUCCAUUCAAUAUAACCAAUUUGUUAACCAUUAAAUGUAAGUUAUGCCA
Molecule: messenger RNA, 1362 nt
Organism: Pocillopora verrucosa
Lineage: Eukaryota; Metazoa; Cnidaria; Anthozoa; Scleractinia; Pocilloporidae
Product: 14-3-3 protein beta/alpha-B
Biological process (GO): signal transduction; intracellular protein localization
Cellular component (GO): cytoplasm
Source: RefSeq, a predicted model, not a curated record